This is a messenger RNA of Salvelinus fontinalis (brook trout), 1135 nucleotides long. Its product is annotated as cardiac-enriched FHL2-interacting protein-like. Bases 767 to 1135 code for a protein of 122 amino acids. NCBI's taxonomy places the organism in Eukaryota, Metazoa, Chordata, Actinopteri, Salmoniformes, Salmonidae. Gene Ontology annotation, cellular component: Z disc. Gene Ontology annotation, biological process: positive regulation of calcineurin-NFAT signaling cascade. The record is from RefSeq and is a predicted model, not a curated record. The transcript has 3 exons.
UCUAACUUUAGACCCAUGUUUUUCCCUCUAUGUUUUAUAGUCUUCCCGAGGUGCUGUUAGCAACUAGCCAUUAGCAUUAGCCGUUAGCGGACAAGAUUUAUAAAUAGUUUGAGGGGCCUGUUUGUUUCAUCUGUCUGACACUCGACACCGACCGUCCGUCAGAUAGCUGGUUAUGUGCACUAGUUGAAGGCCCUGGUAACCGUCCCCAGCCUGCAACACUAGCUUUCUCCUGGACGGCUCGUCUUUCUCCGCCUGGUCUUCAGACCCUUCGUCUAACCAAGCAUCUGACCAGCGCUCCUAGGCCUGAGAGAGUACUGUAUGGAUGGAGGACUGGGCUGGAGCAGCAGGUUGAGUAGAGAGGCACAGAGCGGUCAGUGUGCUGUCUGAGAGGGCUCUGGGCAACAAAGGGCCUGUCUUCCUGCAGCUGCUGGCUUGGUGCAGCAUGCCAAGGCUCUCCUCAGGACAGACUUGUGUUUGAGGAUUUACUAAAAGAUCACUACACAAAUAUGGAAUACAGCAGCAGAAGGACACACGGGAUGUCAUGGCUCCUUCUGCUGCAGAAAUGCAAUACGCCUUAGGGGCCCACCAGGAAUACAACCACGCCUUGGGGCUAAGGCCCUCCAAAGAGACUGAUUGGGCCCCUCUGAGGUUUCCUAAACCAGCCCCAGCUAAACACUGCUGUCUGGGUGUGUGACUGAGCACUAGACAUGAGCUUUGUCUGAGUGAAUGUGAGUGUGUGUGUGAGGUGUGUGAUUGAGCUUUACCCAUGACGACGGUGGAGAAGCGCCACUUCAGCCGGAGGGGCAGCGGCCACAGGAAGCACAGCAGCGGCGGCUUGAGCGACACAUCCAGUGGAGGCUCGAUCCUGGAUGACACAGACCGUGAGGUCAGCAGCCUGACUGACCGAGCCUUCAGGAGCCUCUGCAUUGGCGAAGAAGCCAUUUACAACGACUCUGACCUGGGCUCCUCACCGUCAGCUCAGAGGGAGAGACACCAGGCCUUCAGCCAAGAUAUUAUAGCUGCCCAGGAGAAGGAGGACAGGGAAAGGGAUGCUCUCAAGAGAGCCGCCCACGAGAGCUUCAGCCUCAGUCUCCAGCAAUAUGGACAGGGAGGGGGUGAGGACAGUAUGGUUUAG